UAGCUUCGAAAAUCUUAAAUUAGUAUAAAAAUUUAAUGUUUUCUGGUUUUGAACUUUGAAAGCUGUUUUGUUUUUAAUUUUUUUUCUUGAAUUUUUUUUAACGAAACAAGCUGUUUGAGCUUAAAAUCCAAAUGAAUUAUUGAUAGAAAUCUAAAGGAAAAAAAAACACUAAUUUUUUUCAAAAAUUAAAGUUUAACAAUGGAGUCAAAAGAAUUUGUAACUACUACUACUGCUACUGCUGGAGUUACAGUGGUAGGAUCCGAUUCUCCAUCGGACUACCACAUAGCUCCAAGGUCCGAAAACUCAACCCAAAACCCGAACCCGACUCCCGGAUCCGCUCCACCGCCGCAGCCCCAUGCGACGCAACCGGGACCUCCGCCGCCGGUUUCAGUGUCGGGGAUGCCAGAGAAGAAGAAGAGGGGAAGGCCUAGAAAAUAUGGACCGGACGGUUCAGUCACUAAAGCGCUCUCUCCGAAACCGAUAUCAACAUCUGCGCCAGCGCCACCUUCGGUUAUCGACUUCUCUGCCGUGAAGAGAGGGAAAGUGAAAUCUCCGAUAUCGUUUUCAAAGGCCAAGAACGAGCCGGAGAAUUUAGGUGAAUGGGUUCCAUGUUCUGUCGGAGCUAAUUUUACGCCGCAUAUCAUCACUGUUAAUGCUGGUGAGGAUGUCACAAUGAAGAUUAUAUCAUUUUCCCAACAAGGGCCUCGAGCUAUAUGUAUUCUCUCUGCAAAUGGGAUCAUCUCAAGUGUCACUCUUCGGCAACCAGAUUCUUCCGGGGGUACAUUGACAUACGAGGGUCGUUUUGAGAUACUGUCCUUGUCCGGUUCUUUCAUGCCCAAUGAAAGUGGAGGAACAAGAAGCAGAUCUGGCGGGAUGAGUGUUUCAUUAGCAAGUCCAGAUGGACGUGUAGUAGGUGGUGGAGUCGCUGGACUCCUAGUAGCUGCUGGUCCCGUGCAGGUUGUAGUAGGCAGUUUUCUGGCCGGGAACCAGCACGAACAGAAUCUGAAGAAACAGAAGCACGACUCUGUAACAAUAUCAGCUGCCACACCAAUGGCUGUUAUUCCCAUUUCUAGUGCCGAUCCCAAAUUAAACAUCUCCUCAUCUUUCCGUGGCGAUACUUGGUCGCCGACUGAUUCAAGAAAUAAGCCCACUGACAUUAAUGCAUCUCUGCCUGGAGGCUAAUAUAAAACAUUACAAUGUUUGAUAUCAAAAGCGUCAAUGAAUUUCAUUCUCACCGUAGUUGUCAUUAUUGUUGUUGUUGUUGUUGUUGUUGCUGUUGUUGUUGUUUUAUGUGUAAGUUUAUCGACUUCUCACAAGUACCGACAUGUUCAUGUCCGGCUCGGGUUUGGUUUACCCAAUUUAUUUUUCUCUAGUAGCUAGUCUUUUCAGUGUAGAAUAUUGAGUGUACUGUUUUAGUGAGAGAGAGCAUUAGCCUUUCUUCCAAGUUAUGGAUUUGUGAUUGAGAAAAAACCAAUGUAUUUUGAACAUCUCAAAUUCAUUGCUAAUGGAUAAUUUAUGUAGCUUCAGAUUA
Gossypium raimondii (Peruvian cotton) is the source of this 1531-nucleotide messenger RNA. RefSeq names its product AT-hook motif nuclear-localized protein 1. The transcript is spliced from 5 exons. Gene Ontology annotation, molecular function: minor groove of adenine-thymine-rich DNA binding. The record is from RefSeq and is a predicted model, not a curated record. Lineage: Eukaryota; Viridiplantae; Streptophyta; Magnoliopsida; Malvales; Malvaceae. Bases 199 to 1182 code for a protein of 327 amino acids.